Molecule: messenger RNA, 516 nt
Organism: Prunus armeniaca (apricot)
Lineage: Eukaryota; Viridiplantae; Streptophyta; Magnoliopsida; Rosales; Rosaceae
Source: the annotation of a GenBank genome assembly
AUGGCCAUUGUUGGUUUGAAAGCUGAUAAUAAUACUACUACGUCUCAAGGCAAUGCUACUUCUUCUUCAUCAGCUGUUGCUGAAAUUCCUUCCGGGGGAAAUGGACAAGUAAGAAACGAGACUGCUCCUUCUUACACUAAUCAAGUUGUUAUCAACAACAAAAACAAGCAUCCAGGAAGAGGAGGAAGCGGUGGUGGCGGAGGUGGUGGAGGCGGAGGUGGAGGAGGCUACUCAUGGGGAUGGGGAGGAGGUGGUGGCGGUGGUGGAGGUGGAAGAGGAAGAGGAAGAGGAGGAGGUGGUGGUGGUGGUGGAGGUGGUGGAGGUGGCGGGUGGGGGGUGGGGAGGAGGAGGAGGAGGGGCUGGUUGGAAGAGGAGGAAGAAGUGGAUCAAGAAACUAUCAUCAUCCUCAUCGUGAUCAUGAUCACGUGUACGGAGGGAAGAGGAGGUUUGAUGAGGCUGAUUAUGCGGUGGGGGAGUUUGCACAGUGCAUGCGCAAAGGGCGGUGUAAAGGCAUGA